ACCGCUUGCAUAAACUCGUAUAGUGGUUCAGUCGACAAAAAUACUGAAAGCUUGAAGUGGUUUAAAUUAAAAAAAUAUUUAAGUAUCAAAAUGUGACUGUCUUGCGUGAAAUAGUAAAAAAAGUUUUGUUAAAACGUGUUAAAAAAAAAACAAAAAAAUGCAAAAAGAUCGUAAAAAAGUUUAUAAACAGUUUUAAAAAUAGAAUCACCAUUCUAAUUUUAAAUUGUGACAUCGUUAAUAAACUGGAAUGGAUAGGUAUAUAAUAAAUCUUAAAAAUAACGAUAUUAGAUUUGCUUUUGCGUAAAUAUUACUCAAUAACCAGUGACAAGAUAAAUCAUUGAAACUAUAUAUUAUUUUAAAAGUCCUUUCUUUUUCGACCGCGUAACUAAAAUGGCCAGUGUUCUUAUAACUGCCGGUAUUAAAACAUGUGUUACAAAUACACAAGUUUUUAUUAUAAUAUGUUUUGGGAACUAAAUCGUCAGCGCAAGAUCUUAAUUUCAAUGAUAAUUAUAUUUGCUCUGCCAUCUUUUAUCUAUGAAAGAUAGGAACCUUACAAAGAAGGUGCUUCAGCAAUUCAAUACUUUUUUGUGUAGGAAGCGAGUGAGUUCCGUAAUCGAUUGUGCAUUUAAAUCGAUCAUUUAGUGUUGUAAGUUCUGUUGUGUUGGUUGUUAGUGAUUUUGGAAUGUCGCUCCUGAGUUUUGUUACAAUGGAGGGAAUAUUUGAUAAAUACUGGCGCAGGAUGCACGGAUACACCGUCUUAGAUGAAAUUGAACCACCGGACAACGCUUACAGCAUGGCGUCGAUAAAUUCCAACGGGGACCUCAAGAGUCCCGGCGACCCACCAGACAAGAAGGUAGCAGAAACCGACGCUGAGAAACAACCACUAUCUGGGAAGAGAGAAGAAAAAUGGUGGACGACGUUGAUGCAAGUCGCGGUGCCGUUCUUCAUCGCUGGAUGUGGCACCAUCGGCGCGGGGCUAGUCUUAGGCAAGAUGGUGAACUUGGACGUGUUCAUCAACAUUUCGGCCAUAUUUGUGCUGGUGCCAUCGCUUUCAGGGUUAAAAGGAAACCUGGACAUGUGUCUCGCGUCUCGGCUGUCCACGCAGGCGAACCUCGGCAACAUGAACUCCACUAAGGAGGUCAUAUCUAUGGUCAUAGGAAACAUAUCAUUAGUGCAGGUGCAAGCGAUUGUAGCGGCGACUGUGGUGUCCAUGUUUGCCAUUGUCAUCAACUCCAUCACCGACCGAGCGGUACACGGGCCGUACAUCCUACUCCUGACGGCGUCUGCAGUCUUCACUGCGACCACCACUUGCUUCGUGCUUGACUUCGUGAUGGUGAUGGUGAUCUACGGCUCACACAAGUUCAAGGUGAAUCCUGACAACGUGGCCACCCCUCUUGCCGCUUCCAUCGGUGACAUCGUCAGCAAUUCCGUACUAGCGGUCACAGCGCAGUACAUGUAUGAGCAGAUACAGGUAUCAUUAUGGCAACCUAUCGCCCUGAUAUGCGUGUACUACAGUCUACUGCCUCUCUGGGUCUUCAUUGUGUGGAGGAACAAAUACACCAAGAAGGUGCUCACCAGUGGAUGGACUCCUGUCAUCUCAGCGCUGUUCAUCAGCGGUAUCGGAGGUAUCGUCCUCGACCAGGCAGUCGACCACUACAGAGGCUACGAGGUCUUCCAGCCCAUCGUCAACGGUAUCGGCGGUAAUCUCGUCUGCGUCCAGUCCUCGCGCCUCGCCACCCACCUCCACCAGACUGCCAUCCCUGGAGUCCUGCCUGAGAACACCAAGAUCAUUGAAUGGCCGUGGAAGACGCUAUUCUAUGGAACUACCGCAGCUAAAGUUGCUCGUAUGCUGCUGAUUCUGGCGGUGUUCGGUCAGAUCAUCUUCAUGGUGGUGGCGGACUUCACGUACCAGGGGCAGGUCACCAUCCAAGUUCCGUUCGGUAUCGCUUACCUCAUGUGCAGUUUGAUGCAGGUCAUGGUGCUCCUCUACCUGGCGUACAUCCUCAUUCACUUCAUGUGGAAGAGGAAGAAGGAUCCAGACAACGCGGCCAUCCCAUACCUAACAGCCCUCGGAGAUCUCCUCGGCUCUAUCUUCCUAGGUCUUGCAUUCGUCAUCCUAUCCCUCUUCGGCUUGGAGUACGGGAACAACGUGUAAAUUCGUCAGCACUUCUCUUGGUUUUAGUCUUAGCCUGAAUUUAGGCCCUAGAUGAACCUAGACUGGAAUUCUAGGUCCGUUAGCGUAGCACAAGCAAAUGUUACCAAAGGAGUACACGUAGAUGUGAAAGCAUUAUCUACGUUUAUUUAUUGCCUUAGCUUCUUUUUUUAUGAAAGUAAUUCGACAGUAUUUUCGUACGAAAUUUUUGGAAAAUUUUCGGUGCCAACUUGAAUGAUCAGUAUUUGAUGUUUUUUUUAAUGGGACCUUUUUUCGUUGGAUAAUGUUCGGACGUGUGUUGUACUGUGAUAUGUAAUUAAAUGUGAUCUAUCGCAAUUACUAAUGUAAAACACCGUUAUGGGAAAGACAAUAAUGGUUGGUGGGAUUUCGUGUCAAAGAUUUUUUUUUACCUUUGUUUUUUUUUCCUAUUGACUAAGAAAACUUAUAAUUUUGACUAUGAUUUUGGUAACGAUUUAAAAGUUUUCUCUGUCAAUUACCAAGUUAGCUUCGAGUACAAAUAUUCCUAUGAAAUUGUGUUCAUAUUUGCUGAAUUGCGUCUUCUAAAUUUUUUUUCAUGUAUUUUUUUUUUAUAAACAACUUCGUCUUAUACCAUAUCUAAAUGUGUAAAACAAUUAUCCUAUUAAUUGUGUAGAUAUAUGUAAAUAAAAACAUUUUUAAUUGACAAUGUUUGACAGAUGAUAACGAAAUUGUUGCAAAGGUGAAAUUAGCGUGGGUUUCUGAAAAUUUUACGUAUUUGUAAAUAUUUGUUUAUAUUGUAAAAAUAGUGCAGUUAUAGCUCAAUUAAAUUAUGAAUUUAUUGUAUUAUUGUUAUUUUUAUUAAAUUAAUAUUUUGAAUUAAUUUUAAUAGAUGGUAUAAACCGAUUUCGGUCUGUCUGAAAAAUCUAAAAACCAUAUCGUCAGAAUAUAAUGUCCUUUUUCUUUAUAUAAUUUGUACUUAUGCCUUAAGUACGUUUAUUUAAAAUAUCAAAUUACAUUAAUAUGCAUCUGAGUAUUUACUUGUAUAUGAAAUUUAGUGCCAAUAAAUACUUUGGAAUUUAUAGCUAAAUGAGUUUUUUGGCAAAAAAACAUUAUACAUAAAUUUUUUUUUGUAUUUUUUUACAUUAUAAUGAUUGUAUUGACGAAAAAAUGAUUAUAUAAAAUAACCGUUUUUUUUUUGUUUUUGUAAAGCCAGUGAGGAGAGGCCAAAGGCCAUUUUAAUGAAAUAUAAAAAGAAACAUUUUUUUUUUUAUAUUUCUGCAUAAAUUUUCAGAAACCGCUGUGGUUAAUAUUAUUAGAUUAUAGUUUAGAAAAAUGAGUACAAUAAAGCAAUUAUGUAGUGAAUAAUUUAUGAAGGGCCUAAAUUAGUUAUUGACCCACGAACGAGUAUUAAAAAGCAUUUUGUGAAAACUUAAAUUAGGAAAAAAAAAUAAAAUAACAUUGAAAUUUGCGAUGAGAUCUCAACAUUUUUACAAAAAAAAUUGGAGGGAUAACGCGUGUAUUUUUUGACCCACAGAUUAAAAAAUGUCGGAAAAAAUAACACGCGAUAAAUGUUGAAAAUUAUGUUUAAUUUUGCGACGAAUAAAAAAACUGUUAAUAUUGACAAAAAAUAUAAAAUGGACCUGUUGAUUUACAGCUACCUCCAAAAAGACCAUAGAUAAUUAAAAUGUUCCAUUAGAAAAUAUUUUAAUACUUAUAAAAAAACAAAAAAAAUGUACAGUCGGUCACAAAUGAGUAGUGGAAAUGUUAGACUGCGACAAGAUUUUAGUGACCGACUGUACAUAAUAUAAAAAUAUAAGUACAACUAACCUCACAGCUUUGUUUUAGGAAAGUUAAUCUAUAUCUGAUGUGGUUGGUUGUACACGUUCUAAAUCAAACUGUAUUUCUUACCACACAAGGUCGCGUGUUGUGAAAGAACAUUUAAUUGAACACUUGUGUGGUCAGAUGUACAACGAGCUAUCAGAGUCACAAACCAAUACGGACGUUAGCUUAUUGACUUAAGGUAUAUUUUUGAAUGAAUGAUGUGAUAUGAAAAUGAGAUUUUUAACCUUGUACAUAGUGAAUUGUUAUAUAGUAAGUAAUAAACGUCGUUGUGUUGCAGACUUGGUAUUUGCACUUAUGUAAGUAAUAGAUGUAAGUACUUAAUAACGAACUGUAAAAUAAAUAUUAAAGCUUUUUUCUUCUUUUUUAAAAAUAAAACCUUCCUUGAGAUCUGUGCUGGUAUUCAUCGUUGAAGUAGAAGUAUUAUUACUAUUACAACGCUGGUUCACUAUAACAAGGUUCUUUAAUUUAUUAUGUUUACGCGAAUGUUGGACAUUAAAAAACUAUUUUCCGAAUUUUAAAUUAUACACUUAUCUCUAUUUCAGUAAAUAAUAAUCGCGAGAGAUUUAGGUGAAGUUUUUUCUAAUUUGUGCCAUCAUGAAAAUAUUACAUCUGAUUACAAUAUAAAUAAAAAAUUGCAAAGGACCUUAUAAUGUGAGUAGGAUAUAACAUAAGAAUUACAAACAUCUUAUUUAAUAAAUACCUCCUGCGUGCACAAACGACUUUUAUUAGUCGGUAUUCCGUGUUUAAGGACACUUCGCAUGCGGUAAAACAACUGAGUUUACGACAAGCGAAAAUAAACCUUAAGCGCUCGCAUUGCAUCGAUCAUUCUCCUAUUCGACCUUUUAUUAAAUGAUCAUAACAUCAGAUCUUUCGUUCUCUUCCCUUAAAAAAUAGACACCAAUACCAGCUAAUACCAUGUUUAACAACACAACGACUGCGCUGUUGUUAUAUUAGAACAUAGUGACGCUUGCCUUUACUCGUCGGAAAUGUGAAAAAAAUGUUUUUUUUAUUGUAAUGUGAACGGAAAAUACAAUCGAAAAUUAGUCUUAUUUUUUAUAAACAAAGGUGCAUAUUUGAAAAGUGGGGUUAAAUCAAGCGCCUCUAUCGGCGGCUAGCCGAACUAUGAAUAUAAUUGUUCAAUGCACUAGUGUUGUGCUAGUGUACAAUAAAUUUAAUAAUGUGAUUAAUUUGAAACCACACCACUUCCACCAUAAUAUAACCAGGAUAUGUUUACAUUUUGUCUCUUAAAGAUAUCGAAUUGAUGGAUAUAGAAUCAGUAUUAGCCUUUGCUGCGGGACUGUAGGCAGUAGAAUUUUUUUGGUGCCCCUUGUAAGCACGAGGCCCUUUGAAGCCCGAGGCCUCUAGCGGUUACCCUGUUGACCAUAGGUCAAGGCUAUCAGUAUGGAGAGAUAUUUUAAAUUACUGGCUACUAUGUCUUAGAGGGUUAACUAACUUCUGGUCCUUUUGUACAGGAGUAAAACAAGUACUAAAGGACAUUCAAGUAUAUUAAAAAGAUACCCUCUUGAAUGAUAAUUUUUAACACUAAAAAUCAUACAAAAAAUUUAAAUAAUAUUAAAUUAAAGACAUUUAAAAAGUCUUAAAUUAUACACAUAUAAGGAUGGUUGGUUUUUCGUUCACAUUUAAAAUUCAUUAUUUUUUUUAAAUUAAUUGGGUACUGACUUUGUAGAACGAUAUAAUUGGGAGUGAUAAAACUUUCGUGUGUUGGACAUUAGACUUAACUUAUAUACAUUCAGGGUGCAAUUCUAAUUGAUAGAAUUGACUAAAGAGAUUGCCACCUCGAACUCUAUAUAGACUUUUUUAGUUAUAAAUGCUCUUGGUCUUGAGAUGGGUCAUAAUGACCCCAAUGUACUUAGCUUUUAAAAGAUUCUAAAACAUCAUACCUUUGUGGUGUCAACAUUUCUUGUGAAACAGGAAUUGAAUAUUCGUAAUACAUAAAUUAAGAGGCAUUGUAUGUUGAAAAUGAUGUAAACAUGUUAGGAGUAAAAGUUUAGAUUUUAAAAUUAUGAAUUUUUGGGAUCAAAUUUGACCCACCUUGCGUUAAUACUGAAUUGGAGUUGUCGGCCAGAUUUGACCCAACUUGAAAUUGAAAAAAAAUUGCAGUGUCAAAUUUGACCCACCUUGCGUAAAUACUAAAUUGGAUUCCGCGGGUCAAAUUUGACCCAACUUGUAAUUGAAAAAAUUUCAGGGUCAAAUUUGACCCAAUUUUUGUAAUUGAAAAAAUUGCAGGGUCAAAUUUGACCCAACUUGCGUAAAUACAAAAUUGGAUUCCGCGGGUCAGAUUUGACCCAAAUUAUAAAUUGAAAGAAAAAUUGCAAACCGUUCUACAUUGACCCAGCUUUACUGAUUGUACGUUUGGUGAUGUAUUUAUAGUUUUUAAGUUAUUUUGUACUGUCAACGUAUUCCUAACAUUGUGAUGUCCGAACAUAAUCGUAAUUUUAUUUCGAAAAUAAAAAUGUAUUGAAAAUUA
This is a messenger RNA of Manduca sexta (tobacco hornworm), 6461 nucleotides long. Its product is annotated as solute carrier family 41 member 1. The record is from RefSeq and is a predicted model, not a curated record. Gene Ontology annotation, molecular function: monoatomic cation transmembrane transporter activity. Lineage: Eukaryota; Metazoa; Arthropoda; Insecta; Lepidoptera; Sphingidae. Gene Ontology annotation, biological process: monoatomic cation transport. Gene Ontology annotation, cellular component: plasma membrane. The coding region runs from base 683 to 2155 and encodes 490 amino acids. The transcript is spliced from 11 exons.